This is a messenger RNA of Aureobasidium melanogenum CBS 110374, 1716 nucleotides long. Its product is annotated as DUF654-domain-containing protein. The transcript has a single exon. Gene Ontology annotation, biological process: ribosome-associated ubiquitin-dependent protein catabolic process; rescue of stalled cytosolic ribosome. The record is from RefSeq and is a predicted model, not a curated record. Lineage: Eukaryota; Fungi; Ascomycota; Dothideomycetes; Dothideales; Saccotheciaceae. The annotation marks the transcript as partial. Gene Ontology annotation, cellular component: RQC complex.
AUGUCGUCAAGAGCACUGAGAAAGGCCCAGCGCGAACGCGAAGAGCAGGAGCAGUUGCGAAAGCUCCAGGAGGAGCAACAAGACCAAGAUGACGAGUCUGACGAGGAAGAAGCUCCUGCUGCUGCGCCCUCCAAGCAGAGUCUGUUUGCCAUGUUGAACCAGGACGAGGCUGAAGACGACGAUGAAGAUGACGAUAAGCAACCCGAAGAAGCAGAGUCAGAAGAUGAAGCCGAAAAGCCCACCCAGCCUACCCAGCCAGCACCGAAAUCUACCAAGUCCAAGAAGAAAAAGAAGAAGGCAAAGAAGGCCCAGUCCACCACUGCUACCUCAUCCAAGCAAGACGCAUCGCUCGACGACAUCGACCUCGCCCUGAAAUCGCUGAGCACAAAGGCAUCUGGUUCUGCCACUCCUACGAACACCGCCGAUCCUAGCACUACCGAAGUCUGCCGACUACUUUCUGUCGAUACAUCCUCGCUCCAUGCCGCCAACGAGAUGCGCAGAUUCUUUGGCCGUGCCGCACUCGAAGGCGACCAUGAUGACGACAAUGCUGGUGGACGUAGAAGAAACCGUGGAGGUGCCCAACAGGCUGGCUUAGCUGCUGCUCUGGGCAGAAGACCUGGUCAAGGUGGAAGGAGCGAUGGUCUCGCUGCUCUCAGUCGCCGUCGCAACAUCUUCAUUCAGGGAAAGGAAGAGUGGCCCGUCGCGACUAGCGGUGGUCUCGGCAUGGAAGUCAUUGAAAAGAGGUCAGACGGCACUGUCGAAUAUGCCUUUGUCCACAACCGCACAUACCAAGAUGUUCAGGGCCAAUUCGAGACUUGUGUGGCCUCGAUGGAUCCCCAGCGUAUGGUUCUCCUACUUCAACACAACCCCUAUCACAUCAGCACCUUGCUGCAGGUCUCAGAAAUCGCAAAGCAAGAGCGCGAUCACACCACUUCUGGCGAUCUACUAGAGCGUGCUCUCUUCUCCUUCGGCCGUGCUGUUCAUUCUACCUUCUCUACCAAUCUUCAGCAAGGCAAGGCCCGUCUCGAUUUCCGCCGUCCUGAGAACCGCGAAUUCUGGUUGGCCGCCUGUCGUUACAUUUCCAACCUGGGCAUGCGCUCGACCUGGCGAACCGUCUACGAGUGGUCCAAGCUAUUGCUCAGUCUAGACCCUGAAAGCGAUCCUUACUGCAUCAGUCUCGUUAUUGAUCAAUACGCUAUCCGUGGACGUCAACCUCAAAACUUCUUAGACCUUGUCAACAACCCCAUCUUCACAUCCAAGUGGAAACACUUGCCCAACGUCCAACUCAGUCGCGCUCUGGCUCUGAUCAAAGUAGGUGAUGCUGCUAAGGGCAAGCAAUCUCUCUAUACCGCAGUCAGUCGAUUCCCUUGGGUGGUUGCUCGCCUCUUCCAAGAGCUCAAUCUCGACCCUCCACCUAGCGUAUGGGGCAAAUCCCCACGCACCGACAGCGAAAAACUGCAUUCGGAGGUUUAUGCCACACGCGCAAAGGACCUGUGGAAUACCCCUGAGGCCAGCGAACUCCUUGUCGAAGUCAGCUCGGCAGUAAGCAGUGAGAUCCCCGAUCCGCCUGUGGUAGACAGAGAUAUCACUCUGAAUGAAGGCAGGCAUGUAUUGAUGAGCGACACACCCGCACUCAUUGCAUUGCUACCUCGCUCCAUCACCGCCAAAGUGACCUCGGCCUCUGACCCCUUACCGCCUCCUGACAACAUCUCCACC